Molecule: messenger RNA, 686 nt
Organism: Asparagus officinalis (garden asparagus)
Lineage: Eukaryota; Viridiplantae; Streptophyta; Magnoliopsida; Asparagales; Asparagaceae
Product: 21 kDa protein-like
Biological process (GO): negative regulation of catalytic activity
Molecular function (GO): enzyme inhibitor activity
Source: RefSeq, a predicted model, not a curated record
AUGGGAGGUCAGACAACCGAAGCUCUUGCUCCUUCUCUUUCUGUUGCAACAGUAUUUGUGCUCCUUUUCAGCAUUCAUUUGGAAUCAUGUCAUGGAGCCAGAUUUAUUUCUGCCCAAGAAGCAGCAAGCAGACACUUCAUUAGAACUUCUUGCAGCGCAACGACUUACCCUGCCCUCUGCUUCAACUCCUCAUCCUAUGAAGGCACAAUAAAGACCAACCCCAUGCAACUUGCUCACACCGCCCUUUCUGUCACAUUGGACAGUGCUUGCUCCACUUCUACACCCAUGAAAACGAUGUCGAAGAGUGGAGGCAUGAGCCAUCGAGUGGCAGCGGCCAUGGCCGAUUGCAUGGACAACAUGGAAGAUUUGCUCAAUGAGCUUAAGCAAUCAAUGGACGCAAUGGCACAUCUUCAGGGAAAAGAUUUUGGAUUUCAACUCAACAGUAUUCAAGCUUGGGCCAACAAUGAUGACACUUGCAUGGGUGGGUUUUCAGGCAAUUCCAUGAAUGGAGAGGUUAUGACUGCAGUGAGGAGCCAUGUGGUGAAUGUGGCACAGCUUACUAGCAAUGCAUUAGCACUGAUCAAUGGCCUAGCUAUUGCUCAUUCUUCUCCUUGAACCUGGUUAAUACUGUACUUCGAAUUGGUUUUGUUUAGUUGUGAUUAAUUAUAUUGCCAACAAGGCUUGAA